Messenger RNA from Sinocyclocheilus grahami, 1429 nucleotides. RefSeq names its product ADP-ribosylation factor 4-like. NCBI's taxonomy places the organism in Eukaryota, Metazoa, Chordata, Actinopteri, Cypriniformes, Cyprinidae. The record is from RefSeq and is a predicted model, not a curated record. The transcript is spliced from 5 exons. The coding region runs from base 121 to 663 and encodes 180 amino acids. Gene Ontology annotation, molecular function: GTPase activity; GTP binding.
GCCUAUAUAAAGCCGCACACAACCACAGCUUGAGCACACGAACAAGCCGAGCCUCAUCCUCCGGACUGAUCUUUCCACUAAAUACAGCAAACAGCGCUUUCACCGGCACUUUAUUAAAAAAUGGGCGUAUACUUCUCUAACCUUUUCUCGCGUCUCUUUGAGAAAAAAGAGAUGAGGUUGCUUAUGGUUGGUCUGGACGCAGCAGGCAAAACAACAGUCCUCUACAAACUCAAACUUGGUGAAGUUGUCACAACUAUUCCAACUCUAGGCUUUAAUGUUGAAACAGUUGAAUAUAAUAACAUCUCAUUCACCGUUUGGGAUGUCGGCGGUCAGGACGUUAUCAGACGCCUCUGGAGACAUUACUAUCACAACACUAAGGGCCUGAUCUUUGUGGUGGACAGCAGUGAUCGUGACCGGAUUGAAACAGCAGCAGAGGAACUAAACGCGAUGCUGGCGGAGGACGAGAUGAGAGAUGCGCUUCUGUUAGUUCUUGCUAACAAGCAGGAUUUACCCAAAGCCAUGACGGUCCACGAGCUGACAGACAGACUGGGUUUACACGCACUGAGAGGAAGACAGUGGUAUGUCCAGGCGACCUGUGCGACUCAAGGGACGGGUUUAUACGAGGGAUUAGACUGGCUUUCCGAGCAGCUCUCCAAACACUAAACGGCACUUCCUGUUCAAGCAGGAUGUUUGCUGUUCUAAAGGACAUGAUUAGUGGAGUUGAUGUGGCACAGAAGCUGUUCAUGCAUCAUUUUCAGUUGAUUUCUACCAAAAACCCACCUGCUGCUGAUGUCGAUCUACGGCAGUGCAUUUUAACAUUUUGUUCCUUUUUUAAUUCGUUGCACCUUUGACCUCGACUCUUGCAGUACUUCUGGGUUCUUGUUACAGUCAGCAUAAACAUCAAGCACUGUGUUAGUAAUGAUAACUUUUUUUGUAUUUAUAAAAAUGCUCUAUUUUUGCUCCCUCAACUUGAUUUAUUCCAUUAUUUUCAUUCCAAACAUUUUCAUUCCCAGGCGUUUGCAUGCCAUACAUCCAGGGAAAUGUUCUCAGAGAAGCGUGCAUUUAAUAAAUAAAAGAUUAUUCUUAUAGUAGCACACUUAGAGACUGGCAAUGCAUUGAUGUAAGCAUUAGUUUGAAUGCUUCUAAAAUGCAUGCGUUUAUAUUGGGAAUAGUCUGAUGUCUGUGUUGUAAAUAAGCAGCCUUUUUAUGUACGUAAUCACAAUUGCCUUAAACGUGCUGUGCUUUACUAUGUGAAUGAACUCGCCCCAAACGCUUUUGAUUUAGCAUUUCAGUUGAGAACAAACCAGUGCAAAUGUUUAAGACCGUCAACUGUUUUUAUUCCCAGCUUUUGAAAAUAUUCAAAUGGAUCAGAGCAAGGAAUCAUCUGUUACCCUUUUAAAACAUUUAUUAAAUAUUAUGUAUAAAGUAU